Pollicipes pollicipes is the source of this 1878-nucleotide messenger RNA. RefSeq names its product cytoplasmic dynein 1 intermediate chain. Gene Ontology annotation, molecular function: dynein light chain binding; dynein heavy chain binding. The record is from RefSeq and is a predicted model, not a curated record. Gene Ontology annotation, cellular component: cytoplasmic dynein complex. NCBI's taxonomy places the organism in Eukaryota, Metazoa, Arthropoda, Thecostraca, Pollicipedomorpha, Pollicipedidae. Gene Ontology annotation, biological process: transport along microtubule.
CGGAGGAGGAGGACACCAGCCUGACUGUGCUGGAGGGCCACAAGCUGCCGCCGGGCAUCCUGCACCACGGCAUGCCCACCGUGACAGACGUGCAGCCAGCCACCGUGCAGGGACAGCAGGCCGCCGACGCCGCUGCCGCCGCCGACGCCAAGAAGCCCGAACCACGGGAGCUGAGUGAGGAAGAGAAGCAGCUGCUGAUGAUGUCCCCCGACUUCGUCGAGUUCUUCACGCGCCAGGCGUGCGUGGUGGAGCGCGCACUGUGCGAGGAGUGGAACAUCUUCGCCGACUACAGUCGAAACUAUGACGACGAAGAAGCCAUGGACGAGAAGUCGGGCAUGCGGCUGAGUCUGAACCGCUGCUUCUGCGACGAGCGCUGGUCCAAGAACCGCACCGUCACCUCCAUGGACUGGUCGCCACAGUUUCCCGAGCUGCUCGUGGCCAGCUACAACAACAACGAGGAGGCGCCGCACGACCCGGACGGCGUGUGCCUGGUGUGGAACACCAAGUUCAAGAAGACGACGCCCGAGUACAUCUUCCACUGUCAGUCGCCGGUCAUGUGCGCCACGUUCGCCCGCUUCCACCCGAAUCUGAUCGUGGGCGGCACGUACUCGGGCCAGGUGGUGCUCUGGGACAACCGCACGCAGAAGCGCACGCCCGUGCAGCGCUCGCCGCUCUCGGCCGCCGCGCACACGCACCCGGUGUACUGCAUGCGCGUGGUCGGCACGCAGAACGCGCACAACCUGAUAUCGGUAUCGACAGACGGCAAGAUGUGCUCCUGGAGCCUGGACAUGCUCUCGCAGCCGCAGGAGACCAUGGAGCUUCAGUUCAAGCAGAGCAAGGCCGUGGCUGUGACGGCGCUGGCGUUCCCGCAGGCAGAGGUCAACAACUUUAUCAUCGGCAGUGAGGAGGGCAAUCUGUACACGGCGUGUCGCCACGGCAGCCGGGCCGGCAUCCAGGAGCUGUACGAGGGCCACUGUGGCCCCGUGACGGGCGUGAGUGCGCACACGGCGCCCGGCCCGCUCGACUUCGCCCACCUGUUCGUCAGCUCGUCCAUCGACUGGACCAUCAAGCUCUGGAGCGCCAAGGACUCGAAGCCGCUGUACUCGUUCGAGGACAACAGCGACUACGUGUACGACGUGGCGUGGUCGCCGCUGCACCCGGCGCUGUUCGCCGCCGUGGACGGCACCGGCCGGCUGGACGUGUGGCACCUCAACUCGGAGACGGAGGUGCCGGUGGCCAGCGCGCUGGUGGAGGGCGGCCCGGCGCUCAACCGGGUCUCGUGGACGCCGUCGGGCCUGCACAUCACGGCCGGCGACGAGCGCGGCCGCAUAUGGGUGUACGACGUGGGCGAGCAGCUGGCGCAGCCCCGGCCCGACGACUGGAGCCGGCUGGCGCACACGCUGCACGAGAUGCGCACCAACAACGCCGAGGACGAGUACGACCGCGCCAGUCUGGGCGCUCCCAGUCGCUAGCGAGGCCGCGGCCGCGGCCGCCAGCGUCUGCGUAGGGUUGUGAUGCGGAGCUGCUGUGGAGUGGACUGCGGUAUUUUUAUAGGUUUGAGACCCCGGUGUUCCCCCGACCGGCGACGAAGGCGACGAUUGGUGCUAUAGUUGCAGUGUGCUUGUUAAGUUUUCCGAUGUUUGUAUUUAUUUGGCGGCCGUCGUAGCUUGGGUCGUGGUGUAGUUUAUCUGUCUCUUGCAGAUCUGGCCCGGGGAGACGCUUUAAUGACUGACCAUCUGUGCAGCUUUUUUAACUGUGCCACCUGUCGCCAUGAAAUGGUUCGUCGGGCUUGGCGUCGGUUUUGACGCAUUCCGAGUCAGAUGCAACGGCAGUGGGCUGCGAGUCAUGCUCUGGGUACGUAUGCCAAUAUAAUAACUA